AUGGUCUGGGCCUCCCUGUGGAAGACUUUGGUCAUCCUGUGCCUGCUGCUAUCCAGCACCUCCCUGUCCCCCACGAGGGGGCAGGCCAAGAUUCCUCUGGAAACAGUGAAGCUGUGGGCAGACACCUUCGGCAGGGACCUGUAUGACACCGUGACCAAGUACUCGGGCUCCCUCUUGCUGCAGAAGAAAUACAAGGAUGUGGAGCCCAGUCUGAGGAUCCAAGAGGUGGAUGGCUUGGAGCUGGUGAGAAAGUUCUCAGAGGACAUGGAGACCAUGCUACGCAGGAAAGUGGAGGCUGUCAAGAAUCUGGUAGAGGCCGCCGAGGAGGCUGACCUGAACCACGAAUUCAACAGAUCUCUGGUGUUUGACUAUUACAACUCGGUCCUGAUCAACGAGAGGGAUGCAAAUGGCAAUUAUGUGGAGCUAGGGGCUGAGUUCGUCCUCGAGUCCAACGCACACUUCAGCAACCUGAUGGUGAACACGUCCCUCAGCAAUGUGCAGCUGCCCACCAACGUGUACAACAAAGAUCCAGAUAUUUUAAAUGGAGUCUACAUGUCUGAAGCCUUGAACCCUGUUUUUGUGGAGAACUUCCAGAGAGACCCAACACUUACGUGGCAGUAUUUUGGCAGCUCAACUGGAUUCUUUAGGAUCUAUCCAGGCAUCAAAUGGACACCUGACGAGAAUGGAGUGAUUGCCUUCGACUGCCGAAACCGUGGCUGGUACAUACAAGCUGCUACUUCUCCCAAGGACAUAGUGAUUUUGGUAGACACAAGUGGCAGCAUGAAGGGGCUGCGGAUGACUAUCGCCAGACACACUAUCUCCACCAUCUUGGACACGCUGGGAGAGAACGACUUUGUUAAUAUCAUUGCGUACAAUGACUACAUUCAUUACAUCGAACCUUGUUUUAAAGGGAUCCUUGUUCAGGCGGAUCGAGACAACCGUGAGCAUUUCAAACAGCUGGUGGAUGAGCUGAUGGUUAAAGGUGUGGGGGUUGUGGACCAAGCCCUGAGAGAAGCCUUUCAGAUCCUGAACCAGUUCCAAGAGGCCAGGCAAGGAAGCCUCUGCAACCAGGCCAUCAUGCUGAUCACUGACGGGGCUGUGGAGGACUAUGAGCCAGUGUUUGAGAAAUAUAACUGGCCGGACCGCAAGGUCCGCGUUUUCACUUACCUUAUUGGGAGAGAAGUCACUUUUGCUGACCGCAUGAGGUGGAUCGCGUGCAACAACAAAGGCUACUACACACAGAUCUCCACGCUAGCAGACGCCCAGGAGAAUGUAAUGGAGUAUCUGCACGUGCUCAGUCGACCCAUGGUCAUCAACCAUGACCACGACAUCACCUGGACAGAAGCCUACAUGGACAGCAAGCUCUUCACCUCGCAGGCACAGAGCUUUAUGCUCCUCACCACCGUGGCCAUGCCAGUCUUCAGCAAGAAGAAUGAAACGAGGUCCCAUGGCAUUCUCCUGGGGGUGGUGGGCUCUGAUGUGGCCCUGAGAGAGCUGAUGAAGCUGGCACCUCGGUACAAGCUUGGAGUGCAUGGAUAUGCCUUUUUGAACACCAACAAUGGCUACAUCCUGUCACACCCUGACCUCCGACCCCUGUACAGAGAGGGAAAGAAACUGAAACCUAAACCUAACUACAACAGCGUGGAUCUCUCCGAAGUGGAGUGGGAAGACAGAGCUGAAAUCCUGAGAACAGCCAUGAUCAAUGGGGAAACGGGUUCUCUCUCUAUGGAUGUGAAAGUUCCGCUGGACAAAGGGAAGAGAGUUCUUUUUCUGACCAAUGACUACUUCUUCACAGAUAUCAGUGACACACCUUUCAGUUUGGGAGUGGUGCUGUCCCAGGGCCACGGAGAAUACAUCCUCCUGGGGAACACAUCUGUGGAAGAAGGCCUGCAUGACCUGCUCCACCCGGAUCUGACCCUGGCCAACGACUGGAUCUACUGCAUCACGGAUAUCGACCCUGACCACCGGAAGCUCAGCCAGCUGGAGGCCAUGCUCCGCUUCCUGACAGGGGAGGACCCAGACCUGGAGUGUGAUGAGGAGCUGGUACGAGAAGUACUGUUUGAUGCAGUGGUGACCGCCCCCAUGGAAGCCUACUGGACAGCACUGGCUCUCAACAUCUCUGAGGAGUCCGAGCACGUGGCAGACGUAGCCUUCCUGGGUACCCGGGCUGGCCUCCUCAGAAGCACCUUGUUCGUGGGCUCCGAGAAGGUCUCUGACAAGAAGUUCCUGACCCCUGAAGAUGAGGCCAGCAUGUUCACCAUGGACCACUUCCCUCUGUGGUACCGCCAGGCCGCUGAGCAGCCCGCUGGCAGCUUUGUCUUCAAUCUCCGUUUGGCAGAAGGACCAGAAAGUCCGGGUGAGCCGGUGGUAGUAACAGCGAGCACAGCUGUGGCAGUGACAGUGGAUAAGAAGACAGCCAUUGCUGCAGCAGUGGGCAUCCAAAUGAGGCUGGAGUUCCUGCAGCGCAUGUUUUGGGCAGCCACACAGCAGUGCGGAGCUGUGGGCGAACCGUGCCCAGGGAGCUGCCAGGACAGUGACCUGGACUGCUUCAUCAUCGACAACAACGGGUUCAUCCUGAUCUCAGAGAGGUCCCAAGAGGUGGGAAGAUUCCUAGGGGAGGUGGAUGGUGCCCUUAUGACCCAGCUGCUCAGCACGGGAGUGUUCAGCCAAGUGACCAUGUAUGACUACCAGGCCAUGUGCAAACCCCCGAACCAGCAUCACAGCGCCGCCCGGCCCCUGGCCAGCCCCAUCUCUGCCCUCCUGACUGCAACCAGAUGGCUGGCAAAUGAGCUUUUGCUGUUCCUGCUGGAGUGGAGCACCUGGGGCUCCCAGUAUGCGGACACUGGGGCGGAGGCCAAGUCUGUCUUCCAUCACUCCCACAAACACAAGAAACAGGACACGCUGCAGCCCUGCGACACGGAGUACCCUGUGUUCGUGCACCAGAGGGCCAUCCAGGAGGCCAACGGGAUCCUAGAGUGCGGGGCCUGCCAGAAGAUAUUUGUGAUUCAACAGAUUCCCAAUAGUAACCUUCUCCUCCUGGUGACAGACCCCACCUGUGACUGUAGCAUCUUCCCGCUAGUCCUGCAGGAGGCUACAGAAGUCAAAUAUAACGCCUCUGUCAAGUGUGACAGGAUGCGCUCCCAGAAGCUCCGCAGGCGACCAGACUCCUGCCAUGCCUUCCAUCCAGAGGAGAAUGCCCAGGACUGUGGUGGCACCUCGGACACCUCGGCCUCGCUCUCCCUCCUCCUGCUGCCUCUGUGUACCUGGGCACUACCAACCCAACUGCUGCGGUGACACCUACCCAGUCUGACCUCUGUUUUGACGAGGUGAUCCUUCCAGAGACAUUUUAAAGAGUCAGCAAUUGAUGUGGGAUCUACUUCACUACAGUUGGGUUAUCACACAGGUCAGUGCUAUCUCAAUCUUGAGCUAAUGGUCACUGCCUCCUGAGGUUGCUGGAUGGAACCAGAAACCACUUCCCAAAGACCUUCCAGGAUGGCUGGUACCACCCACCCCAUCUUGAUGGGCAUUCUUCCAUCCUUCCUAUCUCCUCUUUGAGAGUCUAACAUGAGCUCAACUUGGACCAAGACAAAAGAAUUUAGUUCCAUUUAUUCUCCAGAAGUCCAGACCCACGAAAACAACAUCAGCCGUUUCUAAUGAAUUUGGUUGGUCUUCAGUAGAACCCAAGGUCUUAAAGGUAUUGAGAAAGAGGAGCAGAAUGAGACCAACAGCAAAAAUGAGACAAAGAGAAGAGGAGACAAAGCUUGAAAUAUAGCUUCCUCAAAGUGAGGCACAUGGUCCAGGCAGCUCGAUUUCCUUGCUGCUGCUCAAAAAAGUUCUAACUGUGUGUGUUGGGGG
Molecule: messenger RNA, 3855 nt
Organism: Pteropus alecto (black flying fox)
Lineage: Eukaryota; Metazoa; Chordata; Mammalia; Chiroptera; Pteropodidae
Gene: CACNA2D4
Product: calcium voltage-gated channel auxiliary subunit alpha2delta 4
Exons: 38
Coding region: 1-3294 (1097 amino acids)
Cellular component (GO): voltage-gated calcium channel complex
Molecular function (GO): voltage-gated calcium channel activity
Source: RefSeq, a predicted model, not a curated record